Sorex araneus (European shrew) is the source of this 2079-nucleotide messenger RNA. RefSeq names its product phosphoprotein membrane anchor with glycosphingolipid microdomains 1 (gene PAG1). The record is from RefSeq and is a predicted model, not a curated record. NCBI's taxonomy places the organism in Eukaryota, Metazoa, Chordata, Mammalia, Eulipotyphla, Soricidae. The coding region runs from base 333 to 1613 and encodes 426 amino acids. The transcript has 9 exons. Gene Ontology annotation, biological process: intracellular signal transduction; negative regulation of T cell activation. Gene Ontology annotation, cellular component: plasma membrane; membrane raft.
CGGGGCGGGGGGGUGGCCGCGCGCGCCCAGGCGGGUCCCGACCAGCAGCGUCGCCGCCGCCGCCGCGGGGGAGCGGAGCGAGGGGCCGGGCGCCCCCGGAGCAGCGUCCCCGCGCGGGGCUCCCGCCGUCCGUAAAAUCCGAAGUUCUUCGUAUCCCAGCAGUUCAGAGUGCAAGUUUGGUCCUGGCAAAGUGAUUUCAAGGCCAAAUAAGAAGAGGGAACUCUGGCCACAGACCUUUCAAAGGGAAUACAUUGUGAACGCUUACUUGGACAAACAUUUCUCCAAGGAGCUGAGCAGCCCAUGUCACCGCCCUGAGGGACUGACCCACCGCCAUGGGGCCGCCCGGGGGCCUGCUGGGCGCAGGGCAGGGGCAGGUGGUCCUGUGGGGCAGCCUGGCAGCGGCGGCCACCAUCCUGCUCAUCACCUUCCUCAUCCUCCUGUGCUCCAGCUGUGACAGAGAAAAGAAGCCAAGACAACACAGUGGGGAUGAUGAGAACCUGAUGAACGUGACUUCCGACAAGGAGAUGUUCAGCCGCUCCAUCACGAGCCUGGCCACGGACGCCCCCAUCAGCAGCGAGCAGAACGGGGCGCUCACCAACGGAGACGUUCUUUCAGAGGACAGCACGCUGACCUGCAUGCAGCACUACGAGGAGGUGCAGACCUCGGCCUCCGACCUCCUGGACUCGCAGGACAGCGGCGGGAAGCCCAAGUGCCACCAGAGCCGGGAGCUGCCGCAGAUCCCGCCCGAGAGUGCUGUGGACGCGCUGCUGGACGGGCGCGACGCGGACGGGGACCCCGCGCCGGGCCUGGAGGGGCCCUACGAGGUGCUCAAGGACAGCUCCUCGCAGGAGAACAUGGUGGAGGACUGCCUGUACGAGACGGUCAAGGAGAUCAAGGACGUGGCGGCCGCCCCGCCGGGCAGGGCCCCCGGGCCCCGGGCCCGCGCCGCCGCGCCCAAGGGCAGGGCGGACUUCGCCGAGUACGCGUCGGUGGACCGCAACAAGAAGGGCCGGCCCAGCGCGCCCCCAGAGACCACCCCGGGGGCCGCCGAGCCCGACGAGGAGCCGCCGCCGCCCGUGCCCGCCAAGCUGCUGGACGAGAACGAGAACCUGCAGGAGGAGGAGAAGGAGGGGAGCGCAGGCCGGGAGGGCGUCCCGGAGGAGGCCGAGGGCGCAAACAAGAGAUUCAGUUCAUUGUCAUACAAGUCCCGGGAAGAAGACCCAACUCUCACGGAAGAAGAGAUCUCAGCUAUGUAUUCGUCAGUGAACAAACCUGGACAGCCGGGAAAUAAAUCGGGACCAUCGCUUCAAGUGCCAGAGGCCACGUACAGUUCCAUCGAGGGAACCGCCCAGAGAUCUCCCUCUUCGUGCAGUGACCUCUAUGCCACGGUCAGAGACUUUGAGAAGACUCCCGGCAACAGCAUGGGGGUGGUUUCCCCCGCGGGACGCCCAGGGGACGAGCCGGAGCCCCACUACGAGGCGAUCCACACUCUGGGUAGAGAAGAAGAAAAGGGCCCCCCGGACACCAACGGCCACCACAGCCUCUUCCCAAAGGAGAACGACUACGAGAGUAUCGGGGACUUGCAGCAGUGCCGGGAUGUCACCAGGCUCUAGCAGUCCUGCGGGGACGCCGGUGCCCCCCACCCCCCCGGGCGCUGCUCCCACGAGGCUCUGCCCCUGUGGCUUGUCCGUCUGCGCUGCUCCCACAGCACUGAAGCAAUCCCAGAUGCACGCCCCGUCUCCCCACUCCCAGGAACAGUGAGGUACACGCCUGGCGCUGGCCAGCGGAGGGGACCCCCUGCCAAGCACACCCCCCUCCGAGCCCUCUGUCAGGGGUCUCGCCCCACCUGUGAGGAGGAACUGUGCUCACCUCCACAGCUCCACUGGAAACGCCGCCACUCCGCUUUCGUUCCUCUCCUCUCUGUUUUCUUCUCUCUCUCACUCUCUUUUUUUUUCAAAUGUAGGAGUACUGCUAUUUAUUCAGCCAUUGAUUAAGCUGAUUGAAUUGGGCAUGAACUCCACAUGACUCAUGUAUGUGACUUUCUUCCCCUUAUAAUCUUCCCUUCUUCCCUUUUUUUUU